Sphaerodactylus townsendi is the source of this 1715-nucleotide messenger RNA. RefSeq names its product WD repeat domain 76 (gene WDR76). The transcript is spliced from 12 exons. Lineage: Eukaryota; Metazoa; Chordata; Lepidosauria; Squamata; Sphaerodactylidae. Gene Ontology annotation, cellular component: nucleus. Bases 87 to 1565 code for a protein of 492 amino acids. The record is from RefSeq and is a predicted model, not a curated record. Gene Ontology annotation, molecular function: protein binding; DNA binding. Gene Ontology annotation, biological process: regulation of DNA damage checkpoint.
GCCCAGGCCGGGGGCACGUGGCGAGGGGCGGGGCAGCCGCGUUUGGCGGGAAGUGCGCAGGAGGCGGCGGCAGAGCAGCGGCGGCCAUGGAGCAGCCGCCCGCGAGGGGCUCCGGCGCCCCCGGGCAGCAGCAGCAGCAGCAGGAGGAGCAGGACCCGUCCGGGGCGCCGCUGUCGGCCUACGAGAGGCAGCGGCUGCGGAACCUGCGCGAGAACGCCGCCUUCCUGGCCUCCCUGCAGCUCUUCCAGUCAGCGGCCCGGCUGCGGAGAGGGGCCACCGGGAGGCGUCCUGCCCGAGUGAACAGGGUGAAGCAGGCCAAAGCAACCGUGGAGACGACGCUUCGAAGAUCGAUGCGCUUGCAGCGAAUAGACCCCCUGGGAGUGCCACUUCCAGAAAAGCCCGUUCUGGCAGGACCUGCAGUGGAAGAGCAGCCCCGUUUGCCCCCAGGUCCCGUUCACAUGGUAGCUGCUGACCAAGACCAGACACCUGAACUAACAGAAGAGUUUCUGAGCGAAUGGGCAAAGAUAAGCCAGAUCGAGCACCAGAAGACGGAGACGUCUCUGCCUCACCUGGAGAGUUACAAGGCCGCUCUGCGGGGCAUGGUUCUCCAGGAAGACGCGGUCGCCAAAGUGGUCCACACCCGGAUUUACUCCGUCGCUGUUCACCCGUCCGAAAGCAGAACUUUGGUAGCGGCUGGAGAUAAGGAGGGGCACGUGGGCCUGUGGAACUUGGAUUGCUCCUCGGGAGAGGGGGCGCAUGCCUUUCUUCCCCACAGCCGGCCAGUCAGCUGCCUGCAGUUUUCUCCUGUGACCCCUGCCCACCUCCUGUCUCUGAGCCACGACGGCACUCUGCGGUGCGGAGAUGUUGCGCGAACUGCCUUUGAUGAGGUGUAUCGGAAUGAGGAGUUCGCCCUCUCCUCGUUUGACUUCCUGGCCGGCGAUGCCUCCACUUUGGUUGUGGGGAUGUGGGACGGGAGGGUGGCCGUCGUAGACAAACGGACACCUGGAACGUCUGCUGAGGUUUCUGCCGAUCUUAAUUCAGUGACGAGGACUGUCCACGUCCACCCAGUCAGCCGACAGUAUUUCAUUGCUGCGGGAGCCAGGAAUGUUGGCAUUUAUGACGUCCGGCACCUAAAGGAGAGCGGAAGCCAGCCCGUGGUCCCUCUCGUGGGGCAUUCCAAAAGCGUGGCUUCAGCGUAUUUUUCCCCCGUCACUGGCAACCGCGUGGUGACCACUUGUGCUGAUGAUUACCUGAGGAUUUUUGGCACCCAUUGUUUGUCAUCGAUGGCUCCCAUUCUUACAACUAUCAGGCAUAACAACAAUACAGGCCGCUGGCUGACCAGGUUCCGGGCGGUGUGGGACCCCAAACGGGACGACUGCAUUGUGGUGGGCAGCAUGGCUCGACCAAGACGAGUGGAGGUCUUCCACACAACCGGAGAGCUGCUGCAUUCGUUCUCCAGUGCCGACUACCUUGGCUCCGUGUGUUCCAUCAAUGCUUGGCACCCAACCAGGUACAUUAUGGCAGGGGGCAAUUCUAGUGGGCGCCUCCAUGUUUUUAAAGAGUGAAAGUUGUGCAUUGCUGGAAAGGAACAUUUCCUUUUAUCUCAGAGAACCAAGAAUGGUUUGGAUGCUUUUGUUUUGGUUUUUGUUUAUAUCUGUUUGUUUUAAGGCUAAGAAACGUAUUUGGAAUAAAAUGUAUUCAAUCCAAUCUUAAAA